This is a messenger RNA of Xenopus tropicalis (tropical clawed frog), 3564 nucleotides long. RefSeq names its product tudor domain containing 5 (gene tdrd5). Gene Ontology annotation, biological process: cell differentiation; germ cell development. The coding region runs from base 16 to 3048 and encodes 1010 amino acids. The transcript has 16 exons. Lineage: Eukaryota; Metazoa; Chordata; Amphibia; Anura; Pipidae. Gene Ontology annotation, cellular component: cytoplasm. The record is from RefSeq and is a predicted model, not a curated record.
AAAUCCAGGCGUCACAUGACUUGCAUAUGCCCCAAUUGGAGUAAAUCCCGAUGUUACGUAGGUCCCAACUGGGCAGCGCGGCAGUCGGCCUGCAGAAAGUGUGCGCAGGGGAAGUACGCUCGGAGUCCAACACGUCAUUCAUAUGGGCAAAAACUAAUGGAGCAGGAACGCAUUAUGCAAAGGAUCCAGAAGGAUGUUCGGGCUUUACUCAUUGCUUCUAAAAAUGGGCUGUCCAUUCACGAACUGGAGCAGGAUUACCGAAUGAUGAUUGGUUCACACAUUCCAAUAAGGUCUUUGGGCUAUAAAUCAACAAUGGAAUUACUUUUGGAUAUGCCAAGUGUGGUAAAAAUACAUACACAACUGGAUGGUACAGUAAAACUGUCUGCUGUAGUUGAUGAAACUACAAGGAGGAUUGCUGAUUUGGUUUCUUGUCAAAAAGAUCGGUGUACUGCUAGAACCCGAAACAGACGACGUAAUAUCAGACCUAGAUGUCCAGUCGAUCUGGUGAGACGUGGAAGAGUUUCCCCUGUGCUACCUGCAACAGUAAAAAGUGAUCUCAGAGACUUGCUGUCUGUCUCUCCUCUACUACUUUCUGAGCUGGAAAAGGCUUUUUCCUCUCGUUUUGGCCGUAGCUUUCAAUACACUCGAUAUGGCUUUUAUUCCAUGCUUGAAGUUCUUAGAUCUAUCACCGAUAUUGUAGAAGUGAAACAAACCAGAGCUGGAUCUUUGCUAGUGCUCCGGAAUUCUGAGACUGGACGCAUAUCAGCUAGUUUGUGUGUAAAACAGAGUCAACUGGCAAUUGAUCCCAAGAAGACCUCUUGUGUUUUGGAACAAUGUUUAAAAGAACCACGAACGCCUGAAAAAAAAACAUCUGAGACAGUUACAUAUUUGAAAGUUUCUCCUCCAGAACCCCAAAAACUCAGUUCCAAAGAAUCACCAAGUGUAACAAGGAGCACAUCUCCUCUAAUUAACUCAAGUAAUAAGGAGCAGAGGUUAAAACUUAAUGUUUUGUUGGAUGAAUCACUAAAGUCAAAUGAAAAUAAAGCUCCACCUGUGACAAAUUUCACUUCAGCAGUUCCAUCACAUAAUUCUGUUCUGAGCAAUAGUUUGGUGGGAAAUUCUGUAUCUUCAGAAACCCUGUUUACUAAAAUGUCAAGACCAACUUCACAUGUAGAAGCAGAUCAUUCAGCUGCAUCAGAGCCUGAUGCCAGUGUUCUAGAGUGGCUGGAAAAAAAGUUGGAAAAAGAGCUAAAGCUUUGCCUGGCACGGAAGGGAGCUGGUGGAAGUGUCAGCGAUGCUCUCAGGAUGGAUAUACAACAUGUGGUAAACCAGCAUUCCGAUGGGCUUAAAAUUUCCCAACUUCCCACUGUGUUUAAGAGCUUUACAGGAAAGGACUUGCCUUUUAAGGAACUUGGAUUUAUUUCUGUAAUGGAGCUUGUUGGAUCGUUAGGUGACAUACUCUGUGUUGAAAGUACAGUUGAUGGAAAAGACUGGAAGCUGUUUGAUGCAAAAAAAAAAGACUUGGUAGAUGAGUUCAGUGCUGGAUUACCUUCCACCAGCAGCAUCUUGUCCAGCUGGAAUUCAUCUCAACAAACAACUACCCCUGUGAAGCCAGUUGGAACCAUCUUUUCUAAAGUAGAUGAAAAAUUGUGGUGGGGUCCUUUGGAACUGAAGCUGUGUUCUACUGAACAGAUUGACAUUCCCCCAGAUGCUGUGAGAAAUCAAAAAUUGCAUUGUUUACCUAGUAUGAAACGUGGCUUCAUGAUCGGGGUCUAUGUAGAGAACAUUGAAUCACCCAGCCAAUUCUAUGUACGCUGCUGUGGUAAAGAUACUUCUGAAAAGCUGGAGGACAUGAUGAUAGAAAUGAGACACUGCUAUUCCAACGAAUGUGUUUCAGAACGGUAUAUAGUGACUGAUAACUGUAUAUCAGUUGGUCAGAUCUAUGCUCUUAGGGUUCCUGGAGAUGUAUGGUGGUAUCGAGUUAUUGUGCAUGAUAUCAAGAACUCAGAGCUGCUUGAUGUCUUUUAUCCUGACUUUGGUAAUGUCGCCACUGUGAAAAAAAGUUGGCUUCGGUUCCUCAAGAAUUGUUAUAUGAAGAUUCCUGCCCAGGCAGUGCCAUCUUCUCUACCUUAUGUGACAUCAACUGAGGAUCAGUGGUCCGCUCAAGCAAUAAAAAAAUUCCAACAGCUGUGUUCCUGCAUUCCCCUAGUAGGGAUGGUGUUGCAGUAUGUCCAGGAUAUACUUCAUAUAUUUCUUUGUGACACGUCUUCUGAAGAAGACCUGUAUCUGCAUCAGCUACUGAUUUCUCAAGGCCUUGCAAAAAUGGAACCAGAGCAUGCAUGUAAAAAGAUAUCAAAAAAAAGAAACCCUUUUAUGCAAUAUCUGACACCAUCUCAAGAGCAACCACAGGAGGAAUCAUCACAGUUAUCAGUGCCGAGUGAAAGCAGCCAGUCUGAGAUUCCAUGUGCCAAAGAGGUUAAAGAUGAGGAUGACCUUGGGAUGCCUUAUUUAGAAGCAUUUCCCUCAGGCUCAGAUGUAUGGGAUGAAAACUGGGCAUUUUCUGAUGGUGCAUGUGACUAUGACACUGCUCCUACAAUUCCUAAAGUUGAUACACAAAAACAACAGGAGAACAAAGUCAGCCAAGAGACGCAGCCAUUUAAAUUUUGCAUAGAUUCUGCUGAUGCCAGUGUUGUUCAUCAUCCAUUGGAGGAAUUUUACAUCUCUUUAAUCAAGUCAAGAAAGUCACAAGAAAGUACUGACAUACAGCAGUCUCCCCCUACAGAGGAGCAGCAUGUGGCUGAGAUAUCACACAGAUCUGCAACAGAGCAGCUCCAAGGUGGUUCUUCAUCUAGUAUGCUAUGUGAAAAAAAGCUAUAUUAUGAAAAGGAGGACCUCCCUUAUUGCCAACAGUCAAAGUGCAGUUUCAGUCCACUUUUAGGAUUUCAGAGGCUUCAGAUUCCUAGAAGUGCAACACCUGUGGCUCUAGGACCUGCAGCUCGACUUGCUACUGCCGGCAGAUUGUUAUACUGGGCCAGUGAACCACGAUAGAUGUAGCUAUGACUACAUACAGCUCAUGCAAACCAUUGCAAGCCAAGGAGUUGAAAAUUAUCCUUUUUGUUACAGAAUGACAUAGUAUUUUUUUCUGACAAAUUUCCUGUAAGGGAUUAUAAUUUAGCCUCAGUUAGUAUUGUUAUGCCGUACAAAUUUCAGAGGCCAAGUGAAAGGUGAAGAAGUCGAACAGUAUUAAUAUCACCUCUUGUGUGUCAAGAUCUAUAUCCUGUGCAUUCUGAGAAAGCAUGAUGGUAUGAUUAUCCUUAUUCUGUGUAAACUUCUGUUCCCUGAAACUUUGUUAAAGGAAACAAUGUUCAAAGAAAAAGAAGUUGAUCUGUAUUUGGAAGAAGUUGGUUAAUUUAACUUUUCACCACUAGAUGGCGGUAGAUCACUUGGUUAUGUAAAAAGAUUGUGCGCUUAUGUUAAUAUUGUUUUGUUUUAUGUUUCUGUUUUAUACUGAAACAAUCUUGACAUAAAACUGUUCUCAGUAAUUAAUAAAUAAUUUGAAGCAAA